GGGAGUACACUGGACUAUCUGGUCGUAGAGUCGGGCCAAUCCGCGGCUUGGGAUCACUUGUCUCAUGAUAACAUGACACAUGGAAGAUCCACCUGUCUAUUCUCACCAGUCGUCUGAGAGCGCAUGUUGGAGAAGAUGUGGAACUUUUGUAUUGUCACUGUUUUAGCGUUGAUGUUUUCCCUGUGUGACAGUAGACUAGAGAGUGGGCUGUUACUGCGGUACAAGGACGGAGGCCGCACUGCCCGGCUGUACUCGGACGGGAACAGCGUAGUGUAUGCCUUCUUUUCACAGGCCGGUCAUCUUCUUGACUGCGAUAUGAGGUCACUCAAUGGCUCCAUGAUUCUUUUCCAAGAGGCUUUGAGCAACCGCCCGGAAUCUCAUCAACUUGUCACAUUUGACCUGCGUCGACUGGCAAGACAAUGUCGUCGAUAUAUGCGGAAAAUGCUGCGGCUUAGCGACAUGGACAACAUGGAACAUGUCCGCAUCACCAAACAGAGAAUCAAGCUUCACAUGGGAUACCCUGGCACACAGUCGUGUAUGACCACCAACACACAAACCAACAGGACAACGAGCAGGGCUGCCAGGACUGCCGACAAAUGCUGCAAGGCACUCCAUAGUUGCAAGGAUGUCAUGCCAGGUACACUGCGCGGGAAACUAUUUGGGGAAGUAACUGGACAUCUAGUGGAAUCAGCACCAUAUUCUAAACUUCCGGGAUUUAUUUAGAGACGUUCAACUUCUACCCGUGGCCGGUGUACGGAUGCUCCUGUACAGAGGCUUUCCAUAGUUGUUUGAGGAAGGCCAAAACUCCAAUUGCUCGUGAAGUGGGCAAUCUUUACUUCAAUGUGUUUGGAGCACGCUGUUUCCGCGUGGAGGAGAAACGUGAAUGUGAGACCUGGGAUGCGUGGUACACAAAAUGUACACACUACCACAAUACACGACAUACACAUUUGCAAUCUUCCAAGUUAUUUGAGGACAGUUAAAUACAUGCACAAUCUUAAUUGGAAUUAACGUGAAGUAUCCUUUUUAACAUGUGUGAUACAUUUUAUCAGUGGAACAGUCAUCAUGACACUGAAUGACACAAACAGAUGAAUAAAUGUUUUCCAAAAGUGGA
Haliotis rufescens (red abalone) is the source of this 1111-nucleotide messenger RNA. RefSeq names its product group 3 secretory phospholipase A2-like. Gene Ontology annotation, biological process: arachidonate secretion; phospholipid metabolic process. The coding region runs from base 124 to 723 and encodes 199 amino acids. The record is from RefSeq and is a predicted model, not a curated record. Lineage: Eukaryota; Metazoa; Mollusca; Gastropoda; Lepetellida; Haliotidae. The transcript is spliced from 5 exons. Gene Ontology annotation, molecular function: A2-type glycerophospholipase activity.